Messenger RNA from Acanthoscelides obtectus, 278 nucleotides. The record is from the annotation of a GenBank genome assembly. NCBI's taxonomy places the organism in Eukaryota, Metazoa, Arthropoda, Insecta, Coleoptera, Chrysomelidae.
AUAUAGAGAAUCGCUUUUUGAACAUCAUGUAUAACACAGCAACUCAACUCGCAAUAAGCUCGUCGAAAGCUGGGUUGCUGCGUAUAUACUGUGGUGAUGUAAAGAACGUUUGGUUUUGGGAUUAUGAUACAAGAAAUGCUAGGCAGAUUUACACCAAGGUGUUUCAAUCACAAGCUAACUUUCUGUACUUAACACGUUCACUGCCCAUGCCGACACUGUGUCGGCGUGGGCCUUAUCAUAGCAGUGCCCGCGCCGACACGCUGUCGGCGACGAGGUAA